Messenger RNA from Anolis sagrei ordinatus, 5012 nucleotides. RefSeq names its product FERM, ARH/RhoGEF and pleckstrin domain protein 2 (gene FARP2). Gene Ontology annotation, molecular function: guanyl-nucleotide exchange factor activity. NCBI's taxonomy places the organism in Eukaryota, Metazoa, Chordata, Lepidosauria, Squamata, Anolidae. The record is from RefSeq and is a predicted model, not a curated record. Gene Ontology annotation, cellular component: cytoskeleton.
GACGGCGCUGGCCCUCCUGAGGCGGUGGAGGGGGCGCGCGCCAAAGCGUUGGAGGCGCGAGCGCGGAGUUGGGCGCGAGGCGUCGUCGCCGCCGUCGUCGGUUUGAGCAGGUUAUUGGAUUAUUGUUUGAAGGUGAAAAUGGGGGAAAUAGAAGGCACUUACAGAGUACUGCAGACUCCAGGUUCUCGUUUGGGAGUCCAGAAAAAUUCUGGAGUGAGUACUUUGGAACCAGGACAAAACCUCUCCUCUGCCAUAGCAUCAGCACCAGCUAAAGCACACGAGAGGUCUCUGCAAAUCAAAAUAAAGCUUUUGGAUAAUACUGUGGAGGUUCUUGAUAUUGAGUCAAAAAGUUAUGGCCAAAAACUGCUGACAGAAGUAUUUAAUCGUUUGAAUUUGGUUGAGUCUGACUACUUUGGAAUUGAGUUCCAGAAUAUGCAGUCAUAUUGGAUUUGGCUUGAGCCCAUGAAACCUACCAUUAAACAAAUACGAAGACCAAAGAAUGCAAUGCUUCGUCUCGCUGUAAAGUUCUUUCCUCCUGAUCCUGGUCAAUUGCAAGAGGAAUAUACCAGGUAUCUAUUUGCAUUGCAAAUCAAGAGGGAUCUAGCAGAGGAACACCUUACCUGCAAUGAUAACACAGCAGCACUUCUCAUAUCUCACCUUCUGCAAUCGGAGAUUGGAGACUUUGAUGAAUCAGGGGACCGAGAACACCUUAAAAAUAAUCAAUAUUUCCCAAACCAAGAUAGAUUGCAAGGAAAAAUACUUGAAUUUCACAGGAAACACAUUGGCCAAACUCCUGCUGAAUCAGAUUUCCAAGUACUUGAAAUAGCUCGGAAGUUAGAGAUGUAUGGCAUUAGGUUUCACCUGGCAUCUGACCGUGAGGGGACAAAGAUUAAUUUGGCUGUUUCACACACGGGUGUCCUGGUAUUCCAGGGUAAUACAAAAAUCAAUACUUUUAACUGGUCCAAAAUAAGAAAGAUAAGCUUCAAGAGAAAACGAUUCCUCAUCAAGCUUCACCCAGAAGUUCAUGGUCCAUAUCAGGACACUUUGGAAUUUCUUUUAGGGAGUAGAGAUGAGUGCAAGAACUUCUGGAAAAUAUGUGUUGAGUAUCACACUUUCUUCAGACUAUUUGAUCAGCCAAAACCAAAGUCAAAAGCAGUCUUCUUCAGCAGAGGGUCAUCUUUCAGAUACAGUGGGCGUACACAGAAACAAUUGGUGGAUUAUGUUAAAGAGAGUGGGUUGAAAAAAAUUCCAUAUGAAAGGAGGCACAGCAAAACCAGAAUGUCUGCUCAUACCUUGAAUCCUGAUGCACCCAAACAAAGCCUCUCGUUUACAGAUGGGUUAAGAACCCCUGGGUCUAACAUAUGCACAUAUUCUUCUUUACACUCGGAUAAUGUAUUAUCUGCAAACAUUGCCAGCUUACCCACUUUCACAGAAAGCAAUGCUUACUUUCUGGAGCCCAGAAUGUUACAUACAAGGAGCUUGCCAGCAGAAGGAAAUAGUGGAUCAUCAGAAGAAACUGGGAAGAAAGUGAUACAGGAGCCUGGAUCACCAGUACUCCAGUCAUUCCAAGGUUCUCAGGUGGCUUCCUUUAAAAUGAAGACUCCAGUGACCUUGAACCCCCCAUUUCAAGUGAAUAUGAAUUCAUCUGGACAAGGGUCAUCUCCUCUUUUGAGUCCUGUCUUGAGUGAUGUUGGCGGUGCAAGAAUAGAAGAAGAGGAUGAAACAAGGCGGAAGAGAUAUCCAGCAGACAAAGCGUAUUUCAUUGCAAAAGAAAUUCUUGCUACUGAACGGACUUAUUUGAAGGACCUAGAAGUACUAACUGUAUGGUUCCGCAGUGCAGUUGUUAAGGAGAAAGCCAUGCCAGAUGGGCUUAUGUCCUUGUUCUUCUCUAAUAUAGACCCUAUCUAUGAGUUUCACAGCGGUUUUCUGAAAGAACUUGAGCAGCGUCUAGUACUUUGGGAGGGACGUUCCAGUGCUUCCACAAAAGGAGAUUAUCAAAGGAUUGGUGAUGUCAUGCUGAAAAACAUGCAUACACUAAAGGAGCUUACCAGCUACCUGCAGAAGCAUGAUGAAGUCUUGACAGAAUUAGAGAAAGCAACUAAGCGUAUUAAGAAACUGGAAAUGGUUUAUAAAGAGUUCGAACUCCAGAAAGUUUGUUAUUUGCCACUCAACACUUUCCUUCUCAAACCCAUCCAGAGGUUAAUGCACUAUAAACUAAUCCUGGGGAGACUUUGCAAACACUACACGCCAGAUCACCGGGACUAUGCAGACUGCCGGAGUGCACUGAAGGAAAUCACAGAAAUAACAUCACGGCUUCAAAACAGCCUGAUCCGCUUAGAAAAUUUCCAGAAGCUGACAGAGUUACAGCAUGACCUCCUUGGCAUUGACAAUCUUGUAGCAGCUGGCAGAGAAUUUAUCCGGGAAGGCUGCUUAUACAAGUUAACAAAAAAGGGUUUACAGCAAAGGAUGUUCUUUCUGUUUUCAGAUAUGUUGUUAUACACAAGCAAAGGGGUCACAGGAACCAAUCAGUUCAAAAUUCAUGGCCAUCUUCCUCUUCAUGGGAUGCUGCUGAUAGUGCUGGAUCCUCCGGUGGAAGAGAGCGAAAAUGAAUGGUCCGUUCCUCAUUGCUUCACAAUCUAUUCUGCUCAGAAGACUAUAGUGGUAGCAGCAAGCACUCGCCUGGAAAUGGGGAAGUGGAUGGAAGAUCUCAACAUGGCCAUUGAAAUGGCAAAGAAAACCACUGACAAAUCAGACAUGGUUCUGGAAAAUUCCCUCUGCAGUCGUUCUAACAGAUCCUCAGAUGAGGUUUCUCUAGAACAGGAGUCCGAAGAGGACAUUCAUUCUUCUCGUAGCUCCCUGGACAGGCAGAGCCACCACCGAGCCAACACUACCAUGCAUGUCUGCUGGUAUCGCAACACCAGCGUCUCCAUGACUGAUCACAGUGUGGCCGUCGAGAACCAGCUGUCAGGAUAUCUACUGAGGAAAUUCAAAAACAGUAACGGAUGGCAGAAAUUAUGGGUGGUUUUCACAAACUUCUGCCUAUUCUUCUACAAAACACACCAGGAUGAUUAUCCCCUGGCGAGUUUGCCACUCCUUGGCUAUGCAGUCAGCAUCCCAGUGGAGGCAGAUGGCAUCCAGAAGGAUUAUGUCUUCAAGCUGCAGUUUAAGUCUCAUGUAUAUUUCUUCAGGGCUGAAAGCAAGUACACCUUUGAAAGGUGGAUGGAAGUGAUAAAGAGAGCCACAAGUUCUCCUGGAAGAUCUAGUCUCCACAUCCCAAAGGAUGAAAAAGAAAAGACCACAAACUGAAAGCAGAGCUGGGCCUCUGUUAAUUGUUCAUUUUCUGUAGCAUGGCAGAAUUGGGGGCAGGAGCCUGAGCCGGAGAGCAAUAUCAAGAGAAACCUCCUGUUACUAUUGUGGCCAAGUUAGUUGCCUCAUGGAAAUUGAUCUUUUUUGCAGUUACCCAAAGAGAAUCUCAAAAACUCAGUUCAUGGAAGAGUUAUGGUUGAUGAAUUUUUAUAUGAUGUAGAACUUUAAAACAAAUAGCAUUUGGCAAUAUUGUCUGGAUGAUUGUAAAGUCUGAUGGCUUUCAAGUGGCUUCCUAGGUUAAUGCUCAACUCUGGCUAAACAAUCUUUGUGCAAUGUGUUGUCGAAGGCUUUCAUGGCCAGAAUCUCUGGGUUGCUGUGAGUUUUCCGGGCUGUAUGGCCAUGUUCCAGAAGCAUUCUCCUGACAUUUCGCAUGCAUCUUAUGGCAGGCAUCCUCGGAGGUUGUGAGGUCUGUUGGAAAUUAGGCAAGGGAGGUUUAUUUAUCUGUGGAAUGUCCAGGGUGGGAGAAAAAACACUUGUCUGUUGGAGGCAAGUGUGAAUGUUGCAAUCAAGGUGAAUAUUGCUAAUCAAUGUGAUUAAUUACAACAUUCACAUUUGCCUGCAACAGGCAAGAGUUCUUUCUUCCACCUUGGACCUUCCACAGAUAUAUACACCUACCUCCCUUGCCUAGUUUCCAAUAUACGAUACCUCUUAACCUCUGAGGAUUCCUGCCGUAGAUGUGGGUGAAACAUUAGGAGAGAAUGUUGUUGGAACAUGGCCAUACAGCCUGGAAAACUAACAGCAGCCCAAUCCUUGUGCAACUUGUUCUGUCAGCCUACCAAGCCAGUCAUGCCUUGCAUGGUGCCAUCAGCAUUUGCAUUAAUAUAAAAAGUUGCAUUUCCUACUUAUUGUAGAAUAAAGUCUCCUGAAAGCAGUUACGUAGCAACUUUCGCCCUUCUUAUUUUCCCAAAGCAGACAAACACACUGUUCUGCAAUUAAUAUGUCUUGUCUAAACCGGUUUUACACCUCUGCAAGGCACAGAUAAAUGAAAUUUCAAGCCAUAUCAAUCUCUCCUGUGACUUAGGGCAGUGGCACCAUGCGUGUUGGCAAACUCUAUACUGAGUUUUGCUUAGUAAAGAUGUAAAACCUUCCAUGGUAUGGAUCAACUGACAAUAAAAAAGACAGCUGCAUGAGCCCAUAAAAAAGAAAUCCGGGCUCUACAUUAGGACAAUAAUUUUAUUAGAAUGAUGUUGCCCUUGGAUAGUACCGGAAAGUAGUUUGCUGGUCUGUUGAUGGAUGGUGAGAAAUCAAAGUUUAUUUUACAUGUUAUGUUAUAACAACAGCGUGGUGAUGGGUAGUGUAUUUUAAAGGAAACAGGCUGGGGUGAAAAAGUAUUUAUAUAUUUAACAUUGCUUUUUGUCAUACGGGAAACUAAGGGAGAAAUGGGAAACGUUCGUACCUAGUCCCUUCAUUAUUCUUAAAAUUGAUAUAAAACAUUGUGUGAGGCUGAAUGAGUCUUCUAGGUAAAACGUUAAGGGUUGGUACCCACACAGACCCUAAAGGGAAGACAGUGUUUUCUGUUCAAUAUCUUCAUUGGUAAGCUGCAAAGUGCUAAAGACUUCUAUUAUAAUGGCCAUUCAGUGUAAGUUAAAUGUAUUUUUUUAUUUAUUAGUGUCUGUUUUUUGAAAUAAAACUAUUGUAGAACUUUA